GAAUGUGCUGCUGCAGGGUCUCUGACGCCAAGGUUAUUAAGUGAAUGUGUGUCGCUCGCUCGCUCGCGGUGGUCGUGACUUUAUCUAUCUACAGUAAGAUAGGAGCUCGAGAGAUUUGUGGCAGGUGGAUGUGACAUUUUCUUCAGGUUCAGCUCUGAGCAUUUGUCCUUCCCUGUGUCUUUUCAUCUCUCCUGACUUGAAAAGUCAUAUGACAGUUAUUUGAGGCCACGAUGGAGCAAGCCAGGACAACAAUUUCAAAAAUCUUCAACGGGGAGCCGCGCUCCUAUACACGCUUUAACCUGACCCAGAACAUGGAGGGGGACAACAGCCAUGUGGAGAUGAAGCUCUCAUCUGACAUGGAUGAUGAAGUGGAGGCUAACGGUGGUGGGGAAAGCAUACAUCAACAUAAUCGUCCAUAUUACCCAAGCAAGCUGAACCAGCGCUCGCCCAAAACCGUCUGUGGAAUUGUCACUGCCAUUCUGUUCCUCUUUAUUAUUGGAUACCUCAUUGGUUACCUGUCUAAUAGAAGCACAGACAAAAAUGAAAUCAAGUCAGAUUGUCCAGUUUAUAGUGAGACUACCCUAGAGAAAGAACAACCAGUUUAUUCGUUGGACUGGAGUGAUCUCAGGGCAUUGCUGAAAAAGAAACUGACAACCGGCAACAUCGAGAGCAACCUCAAGGAAUUCUCCAGUGUCAGUCACCAGGCGGGAAGCUCAGGCGAUGAGAUGCUUGCUAAUAAAGUCAUGGGAAAAUUCCGAACACUUGGAAUGAACCCCUGGACCGACGAACACUUUGUGAAAGUCCAAGAUCGUGGUACCUCAAAUAAAGUGCUGUUUCGUGGUAACUCUGUGGGAACAACCGAGGGAUAUUUGGCAUACAGUGCAGUUGCUACAGUGGAGGGAGCCGCUCUGUAUGCUCAUUAUGGACGAGCAGAGGACUUCAGUCGCCUGCAAGAGAUGAAUGUUGAUGUGAAUGGAAAGGUUGUCUUGAUCAGAGCUGGACUAUUAAGUUUCGCUGAAAAGGUGGCUAAUGCUGCUAGCUUGAAUGCUAGUGCAGUGCUAAUUUACCCAGAUCCUGAUAACAACAAAAUUAAUGAAAACACUGCUCUAUUUGGCCAUGUCCAUCUUGGCACUGGUGAUCCCUACACUCCUGGAUUCCCUUCCUUCAAUCACACCCAGUUUCCCCCGGCUGAGUCUUCUGGCUUGCCCCUCAUUCCGGCCCAAACUAUCACCAUAAAGCAGGCUACUGAGAUCAUAAGUAAGUUACGCGGUCGGCUUUUACCUGUUGGCUGGAGUCCUGAGAUGUUCUCGGAUACCAAGUUUGGUGAUGAAGGUGACAAUAUUACCGUGGAAGUGAACAAUGUCCUUGUUCAGAAAAAAAUCCACAAUGUGUUUGGAGUCAUUAAAGGUUAUUUGGAUCCAGAUCGUUAUAUGGUGAUCGGAGCUCAGCGAGAUGCGUGGGGCCCUGGAUUUGCUAGAAGCACAGUCGGCACUAGUUUACUGGUGGAGUUGGCCAGAGCCAUCACAGACAUGAUCAAGAAUGAUGGAUUCAAGCCAAAGAGGAGCAUUGUGUUUGCCAGCUGGAGUGCUGGUGAAUUUGGUAGUGUUGGGGCCACUGAGUGGUUGGAGGGUUACCUGACCUCCUUGAAUUUGAAAACGUUUUCUUACAUCAGCCUUGAUGAAGUUAUUUCAGGUUCUGACUCUUUCAAAGCAUCUGCCAGUCCACUGCUGUAUGACUUACUAGAGAGCACUAUGAAGCAGGUCUCCCAUACAACUGAUGCAACCAAAUCCUUGCAUGAACAGUUUGCUGGAUCCAGCUGGGAGAAGUCUGUAAUGGAGCCUAUGGGUUUGUCUCACUCUGCUUAUCCAUUCCAGAGCUUCUCGGGCAUCCCGUCACUUUCCUUUCGAUUUACUUCGGGUUCAGUGUCAGAGUACCCAUUUGGCACUUAUGAGGAUACCAAACAAACUCUGGACCGGUACACUUCCUCUUCCACUGUGAAACUGGCGAAGACAGCAGGUGAGGUGGCUGGGCUGGUUACUCUUCGGCUGGUACACGACCACCUACUCAAGCUGAACGUGGCGAAGUAUACCAACGUGAUCCGCAACUAUGUGUCCCAGAUCAGGACCAAAGUUGAAUCACGCCAAAUGGUUGGCCGCCUUCCUUCCACUUUGACGAUGCAGUGGCUUCUGUCAGCUCAGGGGUCGUACGAUCGUGCCGCCAGCGCCCUUGUUUCCACCAUCCGCACAAGCGAUCUUGACGACAUGGAGCAGUGUCGCAUAAUCAACAAUCGCAUUAUGAGGGUGGAAGGCAGUCUCCUCUCUCCUUACGUGUCUCCACGGGAGAGGCCGUUCCGGCACAUCAUCCUGGGCUCUGGCUCGCACACACUGGCAGCUUUAGUGGCUCACCUCGACGCUAUUAGAGGAAAUCUUCAAUCUGCUGACGUUGACCAAUUCAGGAAUGAGUUUGCUUUCGCUACCUGGACCAUCCAGGGCUGUGCCAAUGCAUUGGCAGGGGAAGUUUGGGAUAUGGAUAAUGAAAUUUGAUCACUCUGAACCAUCACUCAAGUCAAAAAAAGGAGAAAACGAUAUUGGUGCUCUGUUAAAGUGAAUUUAUGAUUCGAGGAUUACCUCAGUAUAUUUAAAGCAGUAAUUAACCCAAGAAUAGCAAUUCUGUCAUCCUUUACUCACCCUCAUGUCCUUCCAAACCUCUUCUGUGAAACACGCAUGAAGAUAUUGUGAAAAAAUGUCCUGGUUGCUCUUUUACAUGAAAUUAGUGGAGAUUUCAAACUUCAAUACAGGACCCAAGCAUCAUAAAAUAUCAUAAAAGUGUGCUAUAAUUCAAUGUUUGAAUCCAUACAAAAUGUAUAAGGGGUUAGAAUGACAUCAGGGUCAAUAAUCCAACAUAUUUCUUGGGUGAGUUGUUCAUUUAGGAUCUAGUUUAGAUUGCACAAAUUUGGAAUGUGUUAUUGGUUUCAUCAUUUUCAGUUGUAAGAACAUCUUGCGUAAUACCUGAACAGUCUGGAUUUAGAGGUCGAUGUUUAUUAACAGGCUACAGUUGGACAAUCAGCCAUUUCAGUUUUAAUGUUUGUAACCUAACUUACCUGUGAUAACACGCAUCCUAAAGCACAGUAUUUUUCCAGUUUUUUUGGUUGGAUACGCUUUUCAGGGGCAUUUCAGAUCAAUUGUCAAAUAGUAGAAAGAGGCUUUCCUACGUGGCUCUGAAGUAUCUAUUUAUUAGUUUGUUUUUAUUUAUCAGUGACAGGGAUCACUAUAAAUAGUAUUUUGUAACGCCUUUUUUAACAAAUGUAUAAUUAUCGGAAGCAGUGCCUUCCAUAAUUAUGACAGUUAUACUGUCGAAAUGUGAAAGCAGCAUCUGCUACGGAGAUAACCUUGUUUUUAAAAGCUAUGAUCAGAAACUACCACAGUUCAUUUCUUUAAAUGAUUAGAUUUAGUUUCUGGCAUCCUCCUUUUGAAUCAAUGUUAUUGCCUGAUCCAGAAUAAUUAUCGGAAGCAGUGGCUUCCAUAAUGCGAAGAAGAUGAUGGUAGUUUUUGCCUACCGUGUUGAUAUCGAGGGCAGUGCCCCUCAUAUUUCACUGUGGUGUGGAUGUAAUUAUCGGGAACAGUGUUUCCCAUGAUGUACAAAUCGCUAUGUUCACACACUCCUACCAUGCUAGUUAUCUGUUGUGAGUCAUGUAGUGCUGUUACCUUCUUCUGCCUUAGAUGAAUCAAAUGUGGAGUGGGUGAGGAUCACAGCAGAGAUCGAAACCUCUGUAAGAUCCUCUCAUAAGAUUCUGUCCUGUUCUCUUAUUCGGUUUUCAUAUUUCUUCUGUUUCUAGCGUAUCAAUGACUUGUUUGUGCCUUUGAAGCUUUAAAGAUUGAAAUAGUUUUCCAUUUUUGUUUGUUUUCUCUUUUUCUUUGUGUGUAUUUAACUUCAAUCAAAUUGUGUUCAACUUCUUCAAACUGAGAUUUCAUUGAAACUAUUCAGCUAAUUGGUUUUACUGGUUUCCUUUUUAUACCAGUAUCAUCUGUUUGUCAUCAUAUCAUAUGGCCGUCAAUAUGAAUCGAGUUGCAAUUGGAAAAUAAUGUUUAUGCACUGAGAAAGACCCUGAUGUACAACUUUAAAAUGUGUCAGAACAUAUAAUGUGGAAGAGAUGAAAAUGGAGAUUAAAGAUUAUUCUAACGAAAAUGUCUUUUAGUUAUCGCUUGCAGAUUCAUGAUUGUCUAUAUUCAUAUCUUUUAAAAAGUCUCUGAAGAAUGCUAUGUAAUGGCAGUAGUAGUUUUGUUCUGGAUAUAAUUGGUUUAUGACAUUACGCAUGUGCAUUCUCAGUUGUAUGAUAAGUCUGCAAGUGAUUAAUAAAAAGUUUGAGCAACUCAUUUA
Pimephales promelas (fathead minnow) is the source of this 4377-nucleotide messenger RNA. The record is from RefSeq and is a predicted model, not a curated record. Lineage: Eukaryota; Metazoa; Chordata; Actinopteri; Cypriniformes; Leuciscidae.